This is a messenger RNA of Astrephomene gubernaculifera, 3411 nucleotides long. NCBI's taxonomy places the organism in Eukaryota, Viridiplantae, Chlorophyta, Chlorophyceae, Chlamydomonadales, Astrephomenaceae. The record is from the annotation of a GenBank genome assembly.
AGGAGGGCGGCGAGAUGGCAGGCUCCUCCAAGUACCCUCGCACCUCCCGCAAGCCGCUGGACCUGUCGGUGCUGCCCGAGGAGGAGCUGCGGCGGCUGCUGGCGCUGGAGGCGCGGGUGGAGGGGCUGGGAGUGCGGGGGGAGGCGCUGGGGGAGGACAGACACGGCAGCAGGUACUGGUGGCUGGGUGCCGACCACGUGCACCCGCAGGGGCCCCAAGGGGUCAUCCUGGUCGAGCAGGUGCCGCCCGGGGUGGAGGCGGCGGAGGAGGAGAAGGCGGCACGGGUCUUUUCCGAGCGGCAGACCCGACGAGAGAAGGAGGAGCAGGAGGAGCAGCAGCACAAGGCGCAACUGGAGAAGAAGAAGGCAGCAGCAGCGGGAGAGGAGCAGACGCAGGAAGUCGAGGAGCCGGAGUUGGAUGAGUGGGGGUUGCCGAAGGAGCGUCCCCGGCCCAAGAUCGUGGCGAUCGGGCAGGACCGACCCGCGGGUCACUCGUGGGGCAUGUAUCACACGGCCGAGCAGCUCACGGCGCUGAUUGACUGGCUGAACCCCAAGGGGCUGCGCGAGGGGGCGCUGCGGGGGGCGCUGCUCAAGGCCAGGGACCGUAUCGCGGCCUCUCAGGCGGUGGUUCCUGACACCAAGCAGAGAAACAAGGCACUGCCGCCACUACCACCACCGCAGCCUCAGCAGCCCCAGCAGCAGCAGUCUUCAGGAGCUGCGGAGGGACAAGCUAAUGGUGAGGGAGGCGCAUCGGAUUCCGCGCCACAACCGCCACCUCCGCCGCCAGCGCUGCUGUGCCCUUGUGUAACGGUCGCGGCCGGCAGUAAACGCACCACCACCGCCACUCGGCAAGGCUCGGGCGCCGCACCAGAACCCGCUGACACCAUCGCCGCCGCCGUCACCGCCGACGCUUCCUCCUCCUCUGAACCCCCAGCGGAGGCGCUCGCCAUCCGAUCCGAGCUCCUCUCCCUCCAUCGCAACCUCCCUUCCGAGGCCUUUUCCCGAUUCUGGGGCUCUGCCGCGCGUCAAGCCCGCUGGCGAGCCUUUGUGGAGUCCGCCGUCACGCCGCAGCAGCUCUCCGCGGCCCUCACCGUGCUGGAGUCCAUGCUAGUGGAUGAGGCCCUGCGGCCGCACUGGCGGCUGUACGGCCUGCCGGCACAGCACCCGCAGCUCUGUGCGACAUGGGCGGGCGCAUGGUACCGGCUGGGGGGGCUGCAGGGCGCCAUUCGGAAGCAGUUUGUGCCACCGCGGGAGAGGCAGGAGAGGGAGGCGGCGGCGGCGGCAGGCAUUCCGGCUCAGCUGUUGGCGCAGGAGCGAUACCCCUCGCGACGUGGGGGUGCGGGUGGGGGUGCGGUGCUGCCGGACGUUGCCAACGUUAAGAGCCGGGAGGCCGCUGCACUGCUUUCCUCCGCUCUCCCAGCCAAGAAGGAUGCCAAGAAGGACGCCAAGAAGGGACAGAAGCGGCAGCGCAGUCCCGUAGAAGAUGAAGAGAACGAGGAGGAGGAGGAGCAGCAGGAAGAGGAGGAGGAAAAGAGCGGCAGGGCGGGGCGGCGGCGCAGCAAGCGAGUGGCGACGGAGGCUUCAAAGGCCAAGGCGGGUGCGGGUAGCAAGUCAGCAGCAGCUGCUGCGAAGGGCAACGGCAAGGCUGCGCAAGGGAAGAAGGCGCCGAUGGUAGUGGAGGAGGAGCCUGAGGAGGGCGAGGUUGAGGAUGAGGAAGAGGAGGAGGAGGAGUCGGGCAGUGAUGCUGAGGCGUCCGGGGCCGAUGAAGAGGAGGAGGAGGACGAGGAGGAGGAAGAAGAGGAGGAGGACGAAGAAGAAGAGGAGGAGGAGGAGGAAGAGGUUGGCGGACGAGGGCGGCGGGCUCCCCCUAGCCGGGCCUCUACUCGGCUGCAGCGGAAGCCGGGCAGGGAGGCUCCCUCGGCACGUCGUUCCGGUCGGCUACGGAGGUUGGAGGAGGAGGAGCCGGAGGAGGAGGAGGAGGACAGCGAUGAGGAAGAGGAGGAGGAGGAGGAGACCCGGCCGGCGAAGCGCACGCGUGGGGCGACUGCGGCGGCUGCGAAGGGGGUUGCGGCUGCAGCGGGUCGACAGAAGGGCAGAGCAGCGUCACGAGCAGCAGCUGUGGUCUCCUCGUCCUCUUCCUCUUCAUCAGAAGACGAGGAGGAGGAGGAGGAGGAGCAAGGGCAGCGCGGGGGCCGGACUCGUGGCGGCGCUGCAGCUGCGCCCGCUGCACCUGCUGCCGCUGCCGUGACUGCUCGCGGUGCUCAGGACAAGCCGCAGACCCGCACGCGCGGUGGCAGCAGCGGCGGUGGCGCCCAGGCAGUAGCGGCUCCUGCGGCGGCAGCGGGUGCUGCUGCGGCGGCGGCGGCAGCGGUUGGCGGCAAGUCGGCUCUAGGAGCCCGGGCGGCUGCGAUUCUGGAGAACCGCAAGCGAGCCCUGGCGGAUUGGUCGGAGGAGAGCGAGGAGGAGGAGGAGGCUGGCGGCAGGGGUCGCUCGUCUUCGGAGGAAGAGGAGGAGAGAGAGCAGCGGCAGCCAGCGGCGGCAGGAGGGAGGAGGACGCAGGGAGCUGCGGCGGCUGCGGGGAAGCGUGGUGGGGCUGCGGCUGGCGGAUCUCGGCAGCAGCAGCAGGCGGCAGCGGCUAGGGGUGCGGCUAAGAAGCCGCCGCCACGGCGGGGUAUGGCACGGAGUGAGGUGGAGUAUGAUGUGGAGGAUUUUGACGAUCUGAACACUUAAGGGAGGCAGACGUAUAUUUGGGUGCGUGAUGAACCGUGCUAGGUAGGAAUAACUGUGAUGAUGAGGAGGAUUAUGCCGUUAAGGAGGUAAGGGGUAGGGACUGCAGGGUAUGUAGGAAACGAGGGUGGCAAUACGCAUGUGGGUCGGCAAUACGGACUUUGCGUGUUCGGAUGCUGUGGAUAGAGGGUUGCGAUUCGCGUGUUGAUUUGCUGACCAGUUCAUAGGUCCAUGACAGUACCGGGCGGUAUGUGGCAUUCGGAAUAUGGGUAUGGACCUGGAAACAUUGGGCUUUGUGUGCUGGCUAGUUAGUUGAGGAUAGCUGUUGGUUAACAAUUGUGAAGUGUGGAUCGUCGGCGAAGCUUAGGUAGGUGAUAGCAGUGGCGAUGUGCAGCUGUGUGUGCGCACAGGAGAUUAGGGCUGUCGCCACAAGAGCCGGCGGCAUUAUGGUUAAAGACUACUGAAAACGUACUUCAUAAACGACGGUUGAUUUGUUGACUUUUCCUGCAUGCAAGAAUUAGCUCUCAGGGCUUACUUUUGAAAUCCACCCAAUGGGUUUAGCAACCAGGGCCGUCAUGUGCAGGCGUUAACUGGGCACUGCAGGUCUGCGGUGUACACCCAGAUGGGCAUCCUGUAGGGUAACGGGACGACACCAACAUGCAAUCCCUUCUGUAUCCAAGGCAAG